Molecule: messenger RNA, 2600 nt
Organism: Prorocentrum cordatum
Lineage: Eukaryota; Dinophyceae; Prorocentrales; Prorocentraceae
Source: the annotation of a GenBank genome assembly
CCGGGUUUCACAGCUGCGGCAUUAGUUUCCUCCCCCCGUCCCUGCAUCGUCGUGCUUGAUACCGUCUAGGAUUUCCUGGGCGGCGGCAUUUCGCAUGGCAGUUUUCUGCGCCUCCUGGGUUUGUUUCGGGAUUUCGCCGUUCGGCGAUCCACUCUGUUUCAUUGGCGGGGUAUACGUCGCCCUAUCGACCCGAACUAACCCAGAACAUAACCACGUGUCCGUUUGGCGGACGACAGGUCCCCAAGUUUUUGAAACCACGAGCGGCUGAUGCGCGUGGUUUGCUAGCUUGCUCGUGCGCGUCUCUCCCCUGCGUGGCAGAAGCUCUCGCGUACCCUUCCGCGGCGACGGUGAGUUCGGUUCUGAUCCGCGCUGCCGUAUACUACAGAACCUAUCGUGCCCUUCUGCUUUUGUCGGCCCAGGGGGAGUCCUCGUGGUCGUUCGGCAAGAACGUUUGACUCAAGCGAGCCUUGGUUUGAAGCAGAUUCUCUGCGGGUGCUUUUUUUCCACCCGGCUAUACCAGCGAUGUCCUUCUCGAAUGAUUUCCGCUCGAAGAUGCAGGCUGAGGGCCUCCAGAAGGAGUUCGUCGAGGGUUGGGUUGGCCUCUACGAGAAGCUCUGCGCCGGGGACAAGGGCAUGAUCACCGAGAGCUCCAUCGAGCCCGUGGUGAGCCUUCCAGAGCUGGAGUCGCUGCCAGAGGGGGACAAGGCCCUGCUCGGCAAGACGGUGCUCCUGAAGCUCAACGGCGGCCUGGGGACCGGGAUGGGCCUCGACAAGGCGAAGAGCCUGCUCCCCCUGAAGGGAGGCAACACUUUCCUGGACCUCAUCGCGAAGCAGGUCCUGAAGCUGCGCGGCGAGGGGCUCCCCGUGAAGUUCAUGCUGAUGAACUCCUUCUCUACUGAGGCUGACACCAAGGAGUUCUUCAAGAAGUAUCCCGAGAUCGCGAAGGAGUGGGACGGCGUCGCGUUCCAGCAGAACAAGUCCCCCAAGGUGGACGCGGAGACAAUGAAGCCGAUCGAUUGGCCGCAGAAGCCCAGCUGCGAGUGGUGCCCGCCGGGGCACGGGGACAUCUACGCCGCGCUCGUGUGCUCCGGGAAGCUUGACCAGCUCCUGCAGGGCGGCUACGAGUACGCUUUCGUGUCCAACAGCGACAAUCUCGGCGCGACGCUCGACCUGCGUCUGCUGGGCCGGCUCGCGUCCGGGGGGGCUCCGAUGCUGAUGGAGGUCUGCGUGCGCGGCGAGGACGACAAGAAGGGCGGGCACCUGUGCAGGGACCUGGCAACGGGCAAGCUCACCCUGCGGGAGUCCGCGCAGUGCCCCGAGGAGGACGAGAAGGCGUUUCAGGACAUUGGCAAGCACCGGUUCUUCAACACCAACAACCUCUGGUUAAAUCUUAAGAAGCUGAAGGAGGCCAUGGUGGGUGGCGUGCUGCCCCUGCCGCUGAUUGUCAAUGAGAAAAAGGUCGACCCGACAAGCAAGGAGAAACCCAACCCCAAGGUGUACCAGCUGGAGACCGCCAUGGGUGCCGCCAUAGCGUCCUUGCCUGGCUCGGAGGCAGUCGUGGUACCCUUCGAUCGCUUCGCCCCUGUGAAAACCUGCAACCAGCUCUUUGGGCUCCGCAGCGACGCCUACGAGCUCAGCGACGAUUUCACUCCAGUCCUGAGCCCUGGGGCCUUCAAGCCCAUUGUGAGCUUCGACGAUAACUACAAGAUGGUUCCUGACAUGGAGGCUGCCUGCCCACACGGCGUGCCGUCGCUGAAGGCUUGCCCCAAGCUGAAGGUCAAAGGCAAGGUCUUGUUCCUGCCGGGCACCAUCGUCCAGGGCGAGACCACCAUUGUGAACGAGAGCGAUGAGCGCGCCGUCGUGGGGGGCUACCUGACGGGCGAGGUCAUCGCCACAGGCUGCACCGAGAAGAACCCGGCCGGAAGCCACCGCAUCACGGUCCCGCCAGAGCUCUUCCAGAGGAUUAUGAACGGAGAGGCCGUGCCCGAAGACGAGAUCAAGAAGCACGUCCCCGUGGUUGCCACGGCCGCUGAGAGCUCGCCGGGCUCGCCCGGCGAGAAAAAGAAGAAGUCUUCGAAGAAGUCCGCGAAGGUGAAGAAGGGCAUGAAGGGGUGCUGCUGAGCCUUUCCUGGGCACGCCUUGUAUUAGAUGCUCUUUCGCGAAAACAUCUUCCCCUGCACCUCCUCCUCAUUCUCUGUCCUCCCCCUUUUGUCCCAGUCUCUUUCCGUGUGACGGUGCGAGGAGAUGCUGAGGGUUGUCGGCGCAUUCGUCAGCCCCAACGCCCCAACUCAAUUCAUUUGAUUCCUUCGCGGGGCCCUUCGUGGAGGUGGCGGCGUUAGCCCCAUUUUCGGAGCGUGGCGGUAGAACCACAAGGCCAUGAAGACAAAGUGUCUCUGGAGCCACUCCCUCUUGCGCUACUUCGUGAUGACCCUAGCCGAGGGGGUAGGACUAGCGAAGAUUGCGUUCAGAGCUUGCGAUGCGUGAGCUCCCGGCUCUCGUCACAAUUCGUUACAGACUGCUAAUGCGGCGCGGGGAAAAAUGCGCGACGGGAGGGUCGCCGUGCAAGCAGCCUGGACCUCCUGCAUUGCUGGGCUGCGCCC